Molecule: messenger RNA, 351 nt
Organism: Prorocentrum cordatum
Lineage: Eukaryota; Dinophyceae; Prorocentrales; Prorocentraceae
Source: the annotation of a GenBank genome assembly
GAGGUCCUCGAGGGGCCCGUGCCGCCCCAGAAGCGGUCGCCCACGGGCUCCCGGCGGGUCAAGCAGGCCUUCUCGAGAAGCGCCUCCCUGCUGGAGGCCGGGCUUCACGACCCGGAGGACUCCCCGAAGCGGAGGAAGCCGCCCAAGGAGGUCUGGGAGCACGACGCCGAGCCGCCCGAGAGGCCGCCCACGGAGGCUUCGGACCGCGGCGCCAGCGCGCCACCCAGCCGGCUCAGCGAUUUCGUGCCGCUGGGCAGGCCCCUCGGCAGUGGCGCAUUUGGCAAGGUGAUCAAGGUUGUGCACAAGAGGUCUGGCGAGACGUUUGCGCUGAAGACCGUGCGAAAGGACAAG